Phacochoerus africanus (Common warthog) is the source of this 3594-nucleotide messenger RNA. It is a transcript of the gene IKBKB, whose product is annotated as inhibitor of nuclear factor kappa B kinase subunit beta. Gene Ontology annotation, molecular function: ATP binding; IkappaB kinase activity. The record is from RefSeq and is a predicted model, not a curated record. Gene Ontology annotation, biological process: positive regulation of transcription by RNA polymerase II; peptidyl-serine phosphorylation; tumor necrosis factor-mediated signaling pathway. The transcript is spliced from 22 exons. Lineage: Eukaryota; Metazoa; Chordata; Mammalia; Artiodactyla; Suidae. Gene Ontology annotation, cellular component: IkappaB kinase complex; cytoplasm. Bases 131 to 2398 code for a protein of 755 amino acids.
AGCAGGAAGUGUUUGAGGAAGUGGCGCUCAGCGGGUGGGUUGGAGGUUCCCGCACUUCAAUGUCUUUGGGGUGGCGCCCCCACCCGCGCCCCCGCCCGCGUCCCGCCGCCAGAGUUAGCAGGACAUCACUAUGAGCUGGUCACCUUCCCUGACAACCCAAACAUGUGGGGCCUGGGAAAUGAAAGAACGGCUUGGGACAGGGGGAUUUGGGAACGUCAUCCGAUGGCACAAUCAGGAAACGGGCGAGCAGAUCGCCAUCAAGCAGUGCCGGCAGGAGCUCAGUCCCCGGAACCGUGAGCGCUGGUGCCUGGAGAUCCAGAUCAUGAGGAGGCUGAACCACCCCAAUGUGGUGGCCGCCCGGGAUGUCCCUGAGGGGAUGCAGAGCCUGGCUCCCAACGACUUGCCCCUUCUGGCCAUGGAGUACUGCCAGGGCGGGGAUCUGCGCAAGUACUUGAAUCAGUUCGAGAACUGUUGUGGCCUGCGGGAAGGAGCCAUCCUCACCUUGCUGAGUGACAUCGCCUCUGCACUUAGAUACCUUCACGAAAACAGAAUCAUCCAUCGGGAUCUAAAGCCAGAAAACAUCGUCCUGCAGCAAGGCGAACAGAGAUUAAUACACAAAAUUAUUGACCUGGGGUAUGCCAAGGAGCUGGACCAGGGCAGCCUCUGUACCUCCUUUGUGGGGACCCUGCAAUACCUGGCCCCGGAGCUGCUGGAGCAGCAGAAGUACACAGUGACAGUCGACUACUGGAGCUUCGGCACCUUGGCCUUUGAGUGCAUCACUGGCUUCCGGCCCUUCCUGCCCAACUGGCAGCCGGUGCAGUGGCACUCCAAAGUCCGGCAGAAGAGCGAGAUGGACAUCGUGGUGAGCGAGGACCUGAAUGGCACCGUGAAGUUCUCCAGCUCAUUACCCUACCCCAACAACCUCAACAGUGUCCUGGCCCAGCGGCUGGAGAAGUGGCUGCAGCUGAUGCUGAUGUGGCACCCCCGGCAGAGAGGCACCGAUCCCACGUACGGGCCCAAUGGCUGCUUCAAGGCCCUGGAUGACAUCUUAACCUUGAAGCUGGUUCAUAUCUUGAACAUGGUCACAGGCACCAUUCAUACCUACCCCGUGACCGAGGACGAGAGCCUGCAGAGCUUGAAGGCUCGGAUCCGGCAGGACACAGGCAUCCUCGAGGAGGCCCAGGAGCUGCUGCAGGAGGCGGGUCUGGCGCUGAUCCCCGACAAGCCCGCAGCUCAGUGCAUCUCCGAUGGCAAGCUGAACGAGGGCCGCACCCUGGACAUGGAUCUCGUCUUCCUCUUUGACAACAGCAGAGUCACCUAUGACACCCAGAUCUCCCCGAGGCCCCAGCCCGAAAGCGUCAGCUGCAUCCUGCAAGAGCCCAAGCGGAACCUCCCGUUUUUCCAGCUGAGGAAGGUGUGGGGCCAGGUCUGGCACAGCAUCCAGGCCCUGAAGGAAGACUGCAGCCGCCUGCAGCAGGGACAGCGUGCUGCCAUGAUGAAUCUGCUUCGGAACAACAGCUGCCUGUCCAAGAUGAAGAACUCCAUGGCCUCCAUGUCCCAGCAGCUCAAGGCCAAGCUUGAUUUCUUCAAAACCAGCAUCCAGAUUGACCUGGAGAAGUACAGUGAGCAGACAGAGUUUGGGAUCACAUCGGACAAACUGCUGCUGGCCUGGAGGGAGAUGGAGCAGGCCGUGGAGCUCUGUGGACGGGAGAACGAGGUGAAGCACCUGGUGGAGCGGAUGAUGGCCCUGCAGACCGACAUCGUGGACCUGCAGCGCAGCCCCAUGGGCCGCAAGCAGGGCGGGACGCUGGACGACCUAGAAGAGCAGGCACGGGAACUUUAUCGGAGACUGAGGGAAAAGCCCCGAGACCAGCGGACCGAUGGCGACAGUCAGGAAAUGGUGCGGCUGCUCCUCCAGGCCAUCCAGGGCUUUGAGAAGAAAGUGCGAGUGAUUUAUACACAGCUCAGUAAGACGGUGGUUUGCAAGCAGAAGGCCCUGGAGCUGCUGCCCAGGGUGGAGGAGGUAGUGAGUCUCAUGAACGAGGACGAGAAGACCGUGGUUCGGCUUCAGGAGAAGCGGCAGAAGGAGCUCUGGAACCUCCUGAAGAUCGCUUGUAGCAAGGUCCGUGGUCCUGUCAGCGGAAGCCCGGACAGCAUGAAUGCCUCUCGCCUGAGUCACCCCAGCCAGCUGAUGUCACAGCCCUGCCCUGCCCCCGACAGUUUACCUGAGGCCAUCAAGAAAAGUGAAGACCUCGUGGCUGAAGCACACAGCCUGUGCGCCCAGCUGGAAAAUGUGCUGCAGGACACGAUGAAGGAGCAGGACCAGAGCUUAAAGUCCCUAGACUGGAGCUGGCUGCAGGUGGAGGAGGAGCAGAACAGCCUGGAGCAGGCCUCGUGACAGUGGAUGGCCCUGACCUUGAUGGGCGGCCUGGCUGUGGCAUGUGACAGUCACCGUGGACCAAGAGUGCGGCCCUCCGUGGGCCCUGCCAACAGUCUGUCUGCACACGGGACAUCGUCCGUGACAGAGGCCAGCAGAUGCAGACACCAGGCGUGGGCGUCUAGGAAGACAGAGCCUUGGUGGCCACUCCUCUGCUUGGAGAAAAAACUGCUCCAAGUGUGGUUGCCCCUCAGACCCCUGGGCGCAUGUCUAACGUGACUUUCAGGACAAAGUCUGAAGGGUACUUGGUGCCAGCCAUCCCCUUCUGACCCCUCCUGGUCUCCUGAGGCCCAUGUCCACCUGUCUUCACUGCUAGUGUCUCAUCUGGAUUCAGUGUCUCUGAAACAGACUCAGAAGUCGUGAAUUCAGCCCGGCCCCGUCCUCCCUCUGCCUCUCCUUUCACUGCUGCUAAUGUUUUCCUGCUCCCUGUGACCUUGGUGGCUGUCCCUUCCUUCAGCAGGGCUGCAAGUGAGUGCCAUCCACCCCAUCUGUAGUCCUGCCAGCCACAGAGCCCCUCACUAGACCGGAAGGGAGGAGCAGCUCCCUCCCUGUGGGUUCCGGAGAGUCUCUGGCAGGAGUUGCCAUGGAGAAGGAAGAAGGAAAAGAUGGGUGUCUGUCACCCAUUAGUCUGCUGACCUCAGCGCCAAGCCUCCCAUGUGUGGCUUCGGCAGGGGGUGUGCCAGGAGGCGGUUCUCACCUCUUCUAUCAACUUCUAUUACAAAGUUGAUUUUUAUUUAAAAAAUAGAUUCUCUAUUUUGUGACACAACUCAAAUCCCACACUCUAUUUUUACAAUACCUCCAGUUAGGACUUAACGAACUUACAAUGCAUGUUCAGUGGAAAAUUGUAUGAAAUUGCAUAGUGUCUGAUCAGACUGACAGGGCACCAGCACUGCAGCUUUGACAUUUUGCAAGAACAGCAGGCAAGCAAAAUGAGUUCAGACGAUAACAAAUAGGCAGGUUGGGCUGGAGAAGAGAGUCGGACAGGAGGAGUUUCACCGAAGGCCUUCCAUGGAGGCAGUACCGUGGGUGUCCUGUCAAGUAAGUUUGAGAACCCCUUCACACUUUAACUGCCUCUUAGAAAUUUACACCGUGCACUGAUUCAUUAAAGUAUCUGAAAGUCCUGUGAUAAUAAACUGGCUUAACUCUGUUUAAAUCCA